CAAGCUUAAGUUGACGGCUUGAGCUGACGGUCUCCAACGAUACCAGGACUCUUCAAAGGUCACGCUCUCCUGCUUCUGUUCUUUCUCUCUCUACGAAGUCUCGGGUGGAGUGUUUUAGCGGUCCUUCGCCGAGACAUACGGAUUGAGCUCUUCUGGGCAAUGGCGGUCUCAAAGAAGAGUUUUUGGCAUCUUUUUUUUCGUCCUAUGGAUCUCCCGUAGGAGGGGUGUUCUUUGGGAGCGGGAUUUAUGGCUUGUGAGUUUGUUAAUCUUGUGGUUUUGGGGGAGAACAAAAGAAAGUUGCGAUUUUUUAUGUGGGUUUAGCUGCGGAGUCUAGUAGUCUUGUGAUUUUGGGGAAAAAAUAGAAGAAAGUCGAGAUUUUGGAUGUAGUACUUCUCUUUCUCUGAGCUACGGUUUAGGAUUUGAGAUAUCAGAAGGUAGAGGGCCUUCUCGAGCUAGUUGAGGCUAGUGAGGAGAGAGGAGAAAGAGGGAUACGAGUCUUGUUUGGUGUCGUAGAGCUGUGGUUUAAUGUCUAAGAAGCUCUACAAGAAUUAGAAAUUUAAAUGACGGUGCAAUUGGAGGAAAUGCGGUCGCUGGCACUGACCCCUACGUGGUCGGUGGCCACCGUGCUGACGAUCUUUGUCGCUGUUUCUUUGCUGGUGGAAAGAUCCAUACAUCGACUAAGCAAUUGGUUGAGGAAAACCCAUAGAAACCCGCUUGUUGAAGCAUUGGAGAAAAUGAAAGAAGAACUGAUGCUACUAGGCUUUAUAUCACUGCUUUUGACGGCCACCUCAAGAACAAUUUCAAAUAUUUGCAUCGACUCAAAGUUCUACAAUGGUCAUUUUUCUCCAUGCACCAGAGAUGAGGUUGAGGAUAGCACAGAUGCUGAGAGUGACAGUCCCCAAGAUCGCAAGAGACUAAUGGCCUUUGUUCUUCACCAUUCAAUUAAGAGGGCACUGUCUGAACUCAAUCAGGAGACGUGUACAGAGGGUCAUGAACCAUUUGUUUCAUAUGAGGGUCUGGAACAGCUUCACCGGUUUAUUUUUGUUAUGGCCAUAACUCAUGUAUCCUACAGCUGCUUAACAAUGUUGCUGGCUAUUGUAAAGAUACAUACUUGGAGAAAAUGGGAAGAAGAGGCUUAUCGAGAACAACAUGAUUCUGAAAUCACCAGAACAUUGACAAUGAGAAGGCAGUCAUCAUUUGUAAAGUUUCAUACAUCAAGUUCUUGGAGCAGAAAUAACUUUGUUGUUUGGAUGACCUGUUUUCUCCGUCAGUUUGGACGAUCUGUUGUACGAGCUGACUACCUUACCCUUCGCAGGGGUUUUAUCUUGAACCACCAUCUUACACCAAGAUAUGAUUUUCAUGGCUAUAUGAUACGCUCCAUGGAAGAAGAGUUUAAGAGGAUCGUUGGUGUGAGUGCACCACUUUGGGGUUUUGUUGUUGCUUUCAUGUUAUUCAAUGUAAAUGGUUCUCAGCUUUAUUUCUGGAUAGCUAUCAUUCCUGUUGCUCUUGUGCUUCUGGUUGGUGCCAAGUUACAGCAUGUGAUUGCAACCUUGGCAUGGGAGAGUUCUAGCUUGAGUGGAUUUGGGGCUAGAUUAAAACUUCGAGAUGAUCUCUUCUGGUUUAAGAAGCCAGAACUCUUACUGUUUUUAAUCCAUUUCAUUCUUUUCCAGAAUGCAUUUGAGUUGGCUUCAUUCUUCUGGUUUUGGUGGCAAUUCGGAUACGAUUCAUGCUUUAUCAGGAACCAUUCGCUGCUAUAUGCACGCCUUAUCUUGGGGUUUGCCGGGCAGUUCCUCUGCAGUUACAGUACACUGCCCCUCUAUGCAUUGGUCACACAGAUGGGUUCAAACUACAAAGCUGCCCUUAUUCCGCAAAGAAUCAGGGAGACUAUCCAUGGAUGGGGAAAGGCAGCAAGGAAAAGGAGGAAGCACCGGCGUGGCAUUGAUGAUUCAACAAUUCAUACAGAAACGAGUACAGUGUGCUCUAUUGAAGAAGAUGAGGAGCUGCUUUACGAUCCCUCUGACAACUCUUAUGUAUGUAUUGAAUUGCAACCAACAUCUACUACAGCUACUACUGUCAUCGAUAGCAAUCACUCUCCAAUUGGUGAUGGACAUUCCAACUAUAGUGGUGAUGAAACACCUCUUCUCCAGUCCUCGGUUUCUGUUCCCUCGUCUCCAGCUUUUUCAGGCCUUAGAGGAAAUGGGAUUUCACGGUCAGCUUCUAUGCCAAUAUGGAGGGGAUGAGUAGAAUUCAGAGAUGUAUGUGUUUAUAUAUUAGAUAGGAUUACUUGUAACACUCUGUUAAACUUUAAUGCUCGGUUCUGCAUAUAGAGCGAGUUCUGAAGAGAUGAUAGGGGUACAGGAAUCCUUCAAUAGUUCUGAAUCCUGAGUUCUUUUUUUCCCUUGUCAUUUCUCAAGGUACAUGUAUAAAUUAAAUUAAAAACCAAAAAUGAAUCCUUAUAAAGGAAAAAAGGAAACAGAACAUGAACAACCUCUCACCUUUAA
Messenger RNA from Phoenix dactylifera (date palm), 2501 nucleotides. Its product is annotated as MLO-like protein 14. The record is from RefSeq and is a predicted model, not a curated record. NCBI's taxonomy places the organism in Eukaryota, Viridiplantae, Streptophyta, Magnoliopsida, Arecales, Arecaceae. Gene Ontology annotation, biological process: defense response. Gene Ontology annotation, cellular component: membrane.